Acromyrmex echinatior (Panamanian leafcutter ant) is the source of this 2095-nucleotide messenger RNA. RefSeq lists its product as uncharacterized. The record is from RefSeq and is a predicted model, not a curated record. Lineage: Eukaryota; Metazoa; Arthropoda; Insecta; Hymenoptera; Formicidae.
AUAAAGACGAUGGCAUCUUGGGGGGAAGCAUUCAGUAAAGUCUGGAUAUUGACCAGAUCGUGAGAGACUUGGUAGAGACAUGAGAAUUUUGUUUCUCACGGUGUUAGUGGGGCUGCUGGCCUUGGCCGUGUGCGAGAAGAAAAAGGAGAUUACGAGUAAGCCGAGCAAAAAUGCUGAACGCGAGAAAAAACAGGAAAAGCGCGGACUGAUUCACGUCGAGGGAGACUUUGGAGGACACGAUGAUGGUGGCGGUUAUGGUGGCGGUUAUGGUGGCGGUUAUGGUGGCGACGGCGGCGGCUUUGAAUCUUCCCACGAUAUCGGCGGCGGAGAUAUUGGUGGCGGACACGACAUUGGCGGUGGUUAUGAUGGUGGUUACGGUGGCGGCGAUAGCGGUGGUCAUGAUGGUGGUUACGGCGGUGGCGGUGGCGGUGGCGACGACGGUGGCAAGAUCAAGCAGAUCACGAUCGUGAAGACCGAGAAGGUGCCUUAUCCGGUCGAGAAGAAGGUUCACUAUCCGGUGGAAAAAGAAGUACCGUAUCCGGUUAAAGUGCCAGUACCGCAGCCAUAUCCGGUCGAGAAAAAGAUCCCAGUACCGGUGAAGGUUUUGGUAAAGGUACCGGUUCACAUACCGCAGCCGUAUCCAGUCGAGAAGAAGGUGCCUUAUCCGGUUCACGUGCCGGUAGAAAGACCGGUACCCUACAAAGUAUAUAUCCCCCAGCCGUAUCCAGUCGAGAAGAAAAUAACAUAUCCAGUGAAAGUACCGAUACCGCAACCGUUCCCAGUGGAGAAGCCCGUGCCGUACACUGUGAAGGUUCCAGUGCAUGUAGCGCAACCCUUCCCCGUGGAGAAACCAGUACCGUACCCCGUGACAGUGCCCGUUGAACGACCGUACCCAGUACACGUGGCUAAACCGUAUCCGGUCCCAGUUGAGAAACCAGUACCGUAUCCAGUUGAAAAGAAAGUACCCUACCCAGUCAAAGUUCACGUGGAGCGACCAGUAGGAGUGCCAGUAGAGAAACCAGUGCCCGUCCACAUUAAAGUACCGGUACCGGCGCCGUAUCCAGUAGAGAAGCCAGUACCUGUGCCGGUCGAGAAACCGGUGCCCUAUGCCGUAAAAGUGCCUGUCGAACGACCCGUGCCGGUUCACGUGACGAAGCCAGUGGCUGUGCCGGUACCCAAACCGGUACCGUAUCCCGUAAAAGUGCCGAUAGCGGUACCAGUGCACGAGCACGACUCCGGAGAUGGAGGUGACUACGAGUCCAGCUUCGGGGGAUACUCGGGACAUUAUUAAUAUCAAAAAGCGUGGCAGUGGAGGAUUUUUUCUUUUUCAACUUAAAAAGAAAUUAACGAAAGAGAAAAGAAAAUGCGUUAAGAUGAAGUAAUAAUCAAAUGUAAAUAAUUAAAUUUCUUAAUUCGACUCAAUGAUUUUAAUCAAUUUGUAUAUAAAAACAUUAAAUUGUAUUAAAUUGUGUAUAUAUUCAUGGAAAGAAAACUAGAAUUAGAUCGUGUUAAUUUGUAGAAAUUAAAUUCGAGAUAUACAGAUAGACUGGGUAAGUGAUUCAUAGAGGGGCUCAAGAAAAUUCUCCACUGCGUCAUACGAACGAACGUAUCAGCGCGCAUUACGGAAUAUCGCAAUAACAUUUCUUCUACAUGUUUUUCAAACGCAUUGCGUCGAGAAGAAAAUCAUAGAGCAAUGCGAUUCGUAACGCGGUCAACGAUUGAUCUUUCAUACGGGAGCGUUUAACGAAGCGUUUCCUCGGCACUCGCGAGUCUCGAAUUUUAUUUUUCGAAGUGUAAGUCUGCGAGGAAAACGCGGACGUAUUUAUUUUUCUAACUUAACGUCGUUCUCGCCGCGGGAUCCGACGAGGGAAUGAUGAGUUUGCAGAAUAGCCGAUUUUGCGCCGUGAAAGAUGAUUAUGGGUCUCCGAGUCUGCUUAGAGUCAGCGCUAACGAUUUCUUAGAUAUAUAGUAUCGACAACUUAAAUACCUACGAGAACAUAUGUACUAUGUUUCUUACGACGUUUGGAAUUUGUAACGAACGUCUUUGUACGAUGUCUUUCGCUUCUUUCUAAUAAAACCAAAGAGCAAAACGACA